Cladophialophora immunda is the source of this 450-nucleotide messenger RNA. RefSeq lists its product as uncharacterized. Bases 1 to 450 code for a protein of 149 amino acids. Gene Ontology annotation, molecular function: flavin adenine dinucleotide binding; oxidoreductase activity, acting on the CH-CH group of donors. NCBI's taxonomy places the organism in Eukaryota, Fungi, Ascomycota, Eurotiomycetes, Chaetothyriales, Herpotrichiellaceae. The transcript has 2 exons. The record is from RefSeq and is a predicted model, not a curated record.
AUGUCGGACCCUCUCCUUUUGAACAGCGCUGAUGGCCAUGUGCCGGCGUCGAAGCGAAUUCCCGUGAUAGCGUGCCCGUUUACGAGCUCGCGGGCACAAAAGACUUUGGAUCUGGUCGAAAAGUUUGUGGAAGAAGAAUGUAUUCCUGCCGAUGCCAUCUUUUCUCAACAGCUCGGCGAAGGUGUCGCCUCUCGCUUCAACACCCAGCCACGAGUCCUUGAGGAUCUGAAAACGAAGGCAAAGAAUCUCGGUCUCUGGAACAUGUUCCUGCCCAAGCGAAUCUCCUCAGACCUAGGCGCCGGCUUCAGCAAUCUGGAGUAUGGUGUGAUGGCAGAGUAUCUGGGAAAGUCUGUCAUCGCAAGUGAGGCGACAAAUUGCGCUGCGCCGGACACGGGCAAUAGGAAGUCAUGGCAAGAUAUGGCACAGAAGAUCAGAAGAGGCGAUGGCUAG